AUGGCCUGGCUGUCACGCCAUUACCGUGGCCUCACCAAGCGCAUCGGCCUGCAGGAGCAGCUGUUGGUGGAGAUGGACGAGGAGGUGAUGGCGUUGAAGAAGGCGUGGGAGAUUGAAUACGAUGAGCUGAGGAUGAUCAAGCGAGUGGCUGCGGGUGCUUUUGGCGUUGUGUUCAAGGCAGAGUGGGACACGGUGACGGUGGCAGUCAAGGUGCUGCAGCAAGGGCUGAUGAUGUUUGACGAGAGCACGGUGUUGGAGUUUGAGAAGGAAGUGGAGUUCCUGCAGCGGACACGGCACCCCAACGUGGUGCGGUUCUUUGGCGCGGGCACAGAUCCCAGCGGCAGCCCGUUCCUGGUGCUGGAGUUUGUGGCCAUGGGAUCACUCAAGGACCUGCUGGGGAAGGACAUGGAGAAAGUGUUGGUGGAGGUGAACGAGAACGGUGAUCCUAGCGGACCAGGACAGUGGGUGACUGCAGAAGAUUUGGAUGAGGAGCUGACGUUGGUGAGCACAGCACGCGACAGAAGAGAUGAGACGAUGACUGUGUGGGAGUUGAAACUGCGCCUGCUUCGCGACGUCGCCAGUGGCAUGGCUUUUAUCCACAGCCUCGACCAGAUGCACCGAGACCUGAAGAGCGGCAACGUGCUGGUGUCAUCAUCGCUUCGCGCCAAAAUUUCGGACUUUGGAUCCAUCCGCCAGUGCUUCACACGUGACAGAAACCAGCACCAGCAGCGCACCCGCCUCUCCUCCAGCCAUGAUCCUGCUGAUCCCCAGUACAGCCAGCAAGCUGGCUUGCAGACGAUGACAAGCAUAUCGCUGACGGCUGGCGUGGGUACGCCGCUGUACAUGGCACCAGAGGCUUUGACAGGCGACAAGUACAGCUUUGAGGCUGACAUCUUCAGCUUUGGCGUGCUGAUGUGGGAGGUGGCCACACAGCGACCGCCGGACCUGAUUGAGCAGGAGAAAGGGAGCGGAUAUCGUGGCCCGAUCCUCGCCACGCUUUUCAGCUUGUUGGCAGAGGGGAAGCGAUUGCGGUUUGAAGACAGCGGACAAGACGCCAUCCCCGAGUGGUUCAAGUCGCUGACGUACAAGUGCAUGGCGCAGGACCCACGUGAGCGGCCGUCGUUUGGAGAGCUCAAGGACCACCACCUUGCUUGA
This is a messenger RNA of Salpingoeca rosetta, 1155 nucleotides long. RefSeq names its product TKL protein kinase. The transcript has 3 exons. The record is from RefSeq and is a predicted model, not a curated record. Gene Ontology annotation, molecular function: ATP binding; protein kinase activity. Bases 1 to 1155 code for a protein of 384 amino acids. Gene Ontology annotation, biological process: protein phosphorylation. NCBI's taxonomy places the organism in Eukaryota, Choanoflagellata, Craspedida, Salpingoecidae.